AUGGCCGCGUCAGCUAGUGAAAUCGAAGAUUUCUUAUACGGGCCUCUGGUUUCGUGGCUAAAAUCAUGUUUAAUAAACUCUGAUUUAAUCACUGAUUAUACAUCUCUGUUCAAUGGUGAUAUACUACACCAGCUGUACCUUCAAAUUGACCCAGAACCAACUCAUCAUAUUACAAAAUUAACUGGUUUAGAGGAGCAAGCACUACUUCUGGGAAGAGUGAAGAACUUUGAUGCAAUUGUGAAAAAUGUUAAGAAUUUGUAUGAAGAAGAGUUGGGAAUGACCCUUUUGGUUGUGCCAGAAUGCAUAUGCUUAGGAAAGUCACCUGAAUCUAGAGAUGGCCUAGAGAAUAUGAAGCUUCUUCUUUUACUCUUGCUUGGUGCAGCUGUUCAGUGUCCAAACAAAGAACUGUUCAUUACUCGGAUCAAAGAACUAGAUGUGGAACUACAGCAUAAUAUAGUGGAGUGUAUUAAGCAGGUUACAGAUAUGCAAACAGUAGUUUUAACACCUGAUGCGAUAGAUCUUUUUCAAUCGCCCACUUUGUUCAACCAUAUGCGACGUUUAGCUAAAGAACGAGACCAUUAUCUACAAAAUUGGGCUUCAUUAGUUCUCAAUGAUGAUUUAUGCGAGAAUGAUACCGAGAAUAAAAAUGCUAAAAGUCGCUCCACACAAAACGUCAACCAAAACAACAGUGACAGUCAACAUCUAGCUGUGGAAUUAGCCGAUUGGAAAGCUCGACUACGAAAACAGAGACAAGAACUGGAAGAAAAGUCUGAGCAAUUAUCCGAAUGCCGGGAAGAAUUAGAGCAUACUAAAUUGGUAUUGGCUAAAUUACGGUCUGAUAGCCAAGAAUGGUUCAAUGAAGCACGAAAGGCUGCAGCUUACAGGGAUGAAGUUGAUGCUCUAAGGGAAAAAGCCGAUCGCUGCGAUAGGCUCGAACAAGAAAUACAAAGGUAUAGGGAUCGAUUAGCUGAUGCAGAGUACUAUAAAACUCGAGUUACGGAACUAAGAGAAGACAAUAAAGCUUUAAUGGAAACGAGAGAUGCCUUAGAAGAACAACUGCAAAGAGCCCGCAAAAGAGCUGAACAAUGUUUAACAUUAGAGGCAGCUAUGAUUAAACUUAAAAGAGAGGCUAAUGAUAUAGCAUUGGAAAGAGAUGCUGAUCAGCAGAAGAUCCAAGAACUUAUAGAAGAAAAUAAUCAUUUACAGUAUAUUACAAAGUCAGUGUUAAGCGAGAGUAAUAAUAGUAACUUAGAUAGUGAUAAUGAAUGUGAAAGUACAUUAGAAUCAGGAGAAAAUAGUUUGUCGGAGCAGCUAACCAGUAAUGCACAAGCAAGGGCUUUAAAACUAGAGUUAGAAAAUAAACGUUUAUUGUCAACUAUUGAUAGUUUGAGAGAACAGUCAUUGCUAGAAAGUGGAGAAAAGUUGCUAGAGUUAGAAAAAGAAAAAAAGAAAUUAAGUUUGAAAUGUGAGCAGUUACAAGAAAAUUGUAAUAGGCUUGUACAACAAAACUCAGACUUAGAAGAGGUGUUUAAAAACGCUCUUGAAGAAAAUAGAAAACUACAAGAUUCGUUGGAUAGCCAAAAAAAUUAUAUUGAUAAACAAGCUAUCGAUAGAGAUUCAGAAAAAAACAAAUUACAAGAUUUUGAAAAACACCUAGAAUCUCUUACCAAAGACAAGCAACGUAUUCAAAUGCUUUGCGACUCUAUACAAAGAAGAGCAGAUGAUUUAGAAAAGGUAUUGGACGCCAGAACAAAAGAAUUGAAUGUUGUUAAACCAGAAGCAGAUAAAGUUACAGGACUUAUUAUACAAUCUGAAGAACUCAAAACAAAGUUGACGUACAGUGAAAAAGAAUCGCACAAUCUUCAAAGAGAAGUUAACAAAUUAAGAGAAGCUAUUGAAGAAAAAGAUGUAUCCAUUGAUAAAUUUACAACGGAAAUUGAAUUAAAAAAGAAAGAACUCGAGAGGUCAGUUAAAGAGCUAGAAAUUAAUCAAGUUACUAUUAACAAAUACCAAGAUUUAGAACAAAAAGCUCAAGAGUUAAAAUUACAAAAGAAAAUGGAUUCGGAAACUAUUCAAACUUUACAAAAAGAUUUGAUAAGGGAGAAAGUAAGUUUUGACAAAGUAAGAAAUUGUCUAGAGAAACUUGGUAUACAUGUCUCUGAAAUAAUUAACAAAGACAUUAAUGUGGAAGAUUUAUUAGAGAAAAUAAUAACAAAUUCUGACCAUGAAAGCGUUAUAUCUGAUAUUGCUGCUAAAGCUAAUUUAAUGGCACUAGUACCAUGUCAUUGUCGUGAAAAACAAAACAUAGAAGUUAUAAAUGAAAACUUGAGUCACCCACAAAUAGAGCAGUUAACUGCAGAUCUAUCUGCGUUGCAAGCUAGUUUAGAAAAUUGUCACGCUGAAAACGCGAAACUACAAGUUAAUGUGGCAACAUUAAAUUCACAAAAUGGUUCGUUAAUUUCCCAACAGAUGACAUUACAGCUAGCUAACAGUCAACUGGCUGCAGAGAAGGAAGAAAUUAUUAAACAACUGGAAGUUUUAAAAGAUAAGCAAGACAAUUUACUGAGGGAUCAAGUAGCUCUACAAACGUUACAUGAACAAUUAAACACAGAAUAUGAAUUGCUACUUAGUGAAAGAGAACCAGUGAAGGCUACAAUUCGAGACCUAAAAUUAGAAAAUAGAGAAUUAAAGGAAAGGCUCGACAGUUAUGAGAAGAGGAUUUCAGAAUUUGAGUUAGAAAGAGAAAACUUAAAAAUUGAAUCUAGAAAUUUAAUAAAUCUUAGAGCGGAGCACUCUAAACUAAAAGAUGAUUUUAGAAAUCUCUUUACGGCUAGUGACAGGCUUAAAAAUGAGUACAGAAAUAUGCAAGAAGAAUAUCGAAAUUUAAGAAGUGAAGUUACUCAGCUCAAAUUGAGAAACACUGAAAUGUCAGGUGAAAUAAAUACAAAAAUUGAGAUUAUUACAGGCAUGGAAUUAGAGAUUAAUAAAACAAAUCAACAUUGUGAAAUGCUAGUUCACAUGAAUAAAAGUUUGGAUGCUGACCGGCGAUCUUUAAUGGACCAUGUUUCUCAAUUAUUGACUCAGUACCACGAAUUAUUAGCACAUUCACUCAAAGAUAAGCAACAUUAUCAUGAAGAAGAAAAAAUGUUUGCCGACAGGGUAAACGCUUUAUGUAGGCAGAAGGAAAAACUGGAAGAAAAGAUAAUGGAACAUUAUAAAAAACUGGAUAAUUGUACCCCGAAAAGACGUGGUUUUGGAGCUUCAUUUGUCAAAAAAGUUCGUAAAGCUGGUAAUGAUUUGAUAAAUAAGACUUCUAGGAAUAAUAAGAGAAUGGAGGAUGCGAGUCGAUCAAAAUCUCAACUUACACUCGCGGGCUCUGAAUCGGGAGAAUCUGACCAAGGCAGUCAGGACAUGGAAAAAAAUACAAAAAUAUCAGAGCAAGAUCAAGGAUUAUCAAACCCUAGUGUAGAAUCACCGAGACAUAGUUCAGACUCGAGUUAUAGUAGAAGAUUUGAAGAAAAGCUUUUAAAAAAAUCAGACAAUGUUGAAUUGACUGGAUCAAUUCCUAGUUUAGACUCAUCAAGAUUAACCGGCGAGGGAAACUUUGUUCGUAGAUUGUCUACAGCGUCUAUGCAUAGUGGUGGUGGGGAUGAUGCUCUUAUCAGAGCUUCUUUAAGAAGAAGAGCUCAUAAAGCGGUACCAUCAUCACAUAGAAACAGUUACCAAGGCUUAGAAGGUGACUCGGGCUUGCCCACUGCAGCGUCCUCAGCUUCUUCUCCUGUGUUCGGUACAGCCGGUAGUCGCCGCACCGUUUACGUAGCAGAUGAUAAUCCUGAUGUUACUCUUAACGCAAAGCCGCAAAGUACACCAAUAAAAGAAAACCCUACUUACUUGGUUUACAACAGAAUAUCAACAGUAAUUGGUGAUGGGGCUUGCCAAAGUAUAAAUGACAGACCAACUAGCGAACUGAACCAAUCUGUUUCGGAAAUACAUCGUUCGACGACUGACGAUGGAUUGCAAGAUCGGGAAGAUAGCAGACAUGACAGAAGAACUGUAAGUCGUAAUGAGAAACCUGACAACUCGAAAGAGUCUGCAAUUUGGUAUGAGUAUGGAUGUGUCUAA
Molecule: messenger RNA, 4122 nt
Organism: Chilo suppressalis (striped riceborer)
Lineage: Eukaryota; Metazoa; Arthropoda; Insecta; Lepidoptera; Crambidae
Source: the annotation of a GenBank genome assembly